Messenger RNA from Melospiza melodia melodia, 8196 nucleotides. RefSeq names its product NIMA related kinase 7 (gene NEK7). Gene Ontology annotation, cellular component: nucleus. The record is from RefSeq and is a predicted model, not a curated record. Gene Ontology annotation, biological process: peptidyl-serine phosphorylation. The coding region runs from base 204 to 1112 and encodes 302 amino acids. NCBI's taxonomy places the organism in Eukaryota, Metazoa, Chordata, Aves, Passeriformes, Passerellidae. The transcript has 10 exons. Gene Ontology annotation, molecular function: protein serine/threonine kinase activity; ATP binding.
GAGAAGUCAAGUGUUGCAGUGCUGUAGAAAUGUCUGUUUAAACUACAGACUUGCACUGUCUUGAGAGAGAUGAAAUGCAGUGGAAAACAGUCAUUAGUUCAUGGAAAACUUACGCAGAGGAAGGAAAACUGUGGUUGAAAGAGGGAAACUUACAAGCAAGUCCGGCAGCUUUAAAGACAUAAGAGACAUUGCUGCUUGAUAGAAUGGAUGAACAAUCACAAGGAAUGCAGGGGCCUACUGCUCCACCAUUUCAGCCACAGAAAGCCUUACGACCUGACAUGGGCUACAACACCCUUGCCAAUUUCCGAAUAGAGAAGAAGAUUGGCCGUGGGCAGUUCAGUGAAGUUUACAGAGCAACCUGCCUGCUGGAUGGGGUACCCGUGGCUCUGAAGAAGGUUCAGAUAUUUGAUUUAAUGGAUGCCAAAGCCCGUGCUGACUGCAUCAAAGAAAUAGAUCUUCUUAAGCAACUGAAUCAUCCAAAUGUAAUUAAAUAUUAUGCCUCAUUCAUUGAAGACAAUGAACUGAACAUAGUGUUGGAAUUAGCAGAUGCUGGAGAUCUCUCUAGAAUGAUAAAGCAUUUUAAGAAACAGAAGAGGUUGAUUCCUGAAAGAACAGUUUGGAAGUACUUUGUUCAGCUUUGCAGUGCCUUGGAACAUAUGCACUCUCGUCGUGUUAUGCAUAGAGAUAUAAAGCCAGCAAAUGUGUUCAUUACAGCUACAGGAGUAGUAAAGCUGGGAGACCUUGGACUUGGUCGAUUUUUCAGCUCCAAAACCACAGCUGCACAUUCUUUAGUUGGUACACCAUAUUAUAUGUCUCCAGAGAGAAUACAUGAAAAUGGUUACAACUUCAAGUCUGACAUCUGGUCUCUAGGCUGUCUGCUGUAUGAGAUGGCUGCACUGCAGAGUCCCUUUUAUGGUGAUAAAAUGAACUUGUACUCUCUGUGCAAGAAGAUAGAACAGUGUGACUACCCACCUCUCCCUUCAGAUCACUAUUCAGAGGAACUGCGACAAUUAGUGAAUAUGUGCAUCAACCCGGAUCCGGAGAAGCGCCCAGACAUCACCUACGUGUACGAUGUGGCGAAGCGCAUGCACGCACACACCGCCAGCAGCUGAACUGCCUGCGAGCCCCACAAGGAGCAGCCAGAACCAAGAGCUUGCAAUAAAUCAUCCCACCUCCCCGUGUGUCUUACACUAAUGUAAUUAUUUGAAGCUUACUGUUGUGCUUUGAAUUGUAAACCAAUUUAUAUACAAGCUUUGUUGUUUUCUGUUCAUUUCUGGGUUUUGUAUUUUUUACUAACUUGCGGUCGUACGACAGGUUUAAAUAUGUAAAGUGUAAUUUUAAGAUGCUGUGAACCGCUGUUUCCAUGUUAGUGGGUUCAAGUAUACCUUCUGUAAUAACAAAAUUGUAUUCAGUUGGGCCUCAGUUCUAAAACACAGUUGCACUUUUGCACAUGAUACAGAUAUUAGGCUUAUUAUCGAGAAGCAAAAUGUCUGAAUCUCUCACCUUUUUAGUAAUUUAUGGAAAGUAUGAAUCAGCACAGUUAACUUUAUUUUAAUCUUUGUUCCAAGAGGAACAUAAUUAUUACAGGAGCUUAUUGUAUUUUAUAUUGAAUUGUAGUUUGCAGUUCCUGCUGUAAGAGUAGACAAGGAAUAGAAUUAGUUCUCUGCUUGCCAAAUGCAAUGGAAAAAUAAUUUCAGGAAAAACUGUCAUGCUGAAAUUUUUGUAACGUCCCCUUUUGUUUUGUUAGUCUCUCUUAAUACACAAAACAUUUGUUGGAGGUUUUCUGGGAAAAUUUAAGGUGUUGAUUCAGCAAUCAGGUCGUUUUCAAUAGACUUGUGCAGCACUGCCCUGGGGCAAUGGGAGUCUGCAUAGUUCAGUCUUAAAAACAUGCAGAUGCUUCUUGUAGCCAAUAGGGUUCUUUUGUGGCUGUCCUUUGAGCAGGUCUGAUUAAAAGAUGUGAUCUUUAAGUUACAACUUCCCAGCUGUUUGUGUAUAUGUCACUGUUUGUAGAUUUUUGUGUCUAAAAUAAUUUGAGUGACCUUACAGUAUAUUUAAAUUUCAAAUUUUUUUUCUAAAUACUGAAAUGUUUUGGCAAAGAUAUAAUAUUCUAGUAUAACACAAAAUGUAUUCUGCAUAAAUAUAUGAUCUUUGUAUACUAUAUCCUGAGACUUAGUUUUUAUAUUUAGCAGAAGUAGAUUAUAGCUUUUAUGUUUAAGAGAAAGUUGCCUUAAUUUGGAAAAUAAUUAUAUAUGCAAACUAUUUUACAGAUACUUUAUUAGUUUAAAAGGAAAUGCUGAAUAUUUUUGUUAGACCUUAGUGCCUUUUGGGGUAUGCUUAUAUAAUAUUUUCAUUGUUAAGGAAGGAAUGUGUCUUGUUUUUAAAUGUGGUAAAAAUGGAGAGUGAAAUGAAAUUCCUUGAGUUUCAAGACUGAACUUUUUUUUUACAGGACUGUCAAAAGGUAAUUAUUAUCAGUGAUAGCAACGAGGGAGCUGUUAGUGUCAGGUUUUUUUCUUUAUGUGGGUAAAAAGUUCAAAUAAAAGCAGAAGUAUGUACAUACAUACGUAGGUUCUAGAUGCCGUCACAUCCCUGCAUUCUCAGUUUGUUUUUUUUUUUGCCAGUUUGUUUCUCUAUGCAGCUGUAAUUUUUAUUUGAUAUAAUGCUCAAAUAAUAAAAAAACAUUUGUGGAGUUUGUGUUCAAGGGAGGGUCAGGGUUGUUUUUGGUUCUGUAUUUUUUAAAACUACAAAUACUAUGAAAAUUGUGUUUGUAAAAAAAAAAAAAAAAAAAAAAGGGAGGCGUUUUUAGAUGGUAUGUGCCAGAUCACCAGCUUAUCUUAAUACAUAUUUUUUAAAUUUUUGGUUCCAGGUUUUGCAGAAUGAAUUGUAUGAAACUGUAGUUUUAUUUCUCAGUUUUGCGUGCUUACCUUAUAGAACUUCAGUGGAACAGUUUGUUGGAAAGAAGUAGUUGAGAAAUUUUGGUUCUUGUUUAGCAACCUCUAGAUUUGUUUUCAUUUAUUAAAUGGUUAUAUAAUUUAAAACAUGAUGAUUAUAAUCUGUAACAAUGUUUCACAUGUCAUAGAACAAAAUGCUUUGUAUUGAAAAAGGCAGCACAAUAUUUGCUUGACGCACAGAAUUAGUUCUUAAUAUGCACAAGUACUCAAAUAUAUUUUUUUUUCUGAAAUGUGCUAGAAAAUUUAAAAAUCACCGAAAAGCCCCCAAAUGCAAUGCAAGCUGUUUGUAUCUAAUAUUAUGCAUAAAGUAUUGAACUGUUCCUGCCAGAAACUGCUGAUAGGUAUCCCUCCCCUGGAAGGAUAUGUUGAGUAAAAGAAUAAUGAGUUAAGAGUUAGCAAAUGUGCAUAAUUAAGCAUUUACAUUUUUUUUGCAAUGUGGAGUUUUUUUAGUAUUUAUGAUUAAAUAUUGUGCUGAGGAAAAGAAAUACUUGUUCCUGACUUAAAAUCUGUGAAAUGAAUGGUGCACCUGACUUUGGUACCAAACUCUGUAAUUAAAAAGCCAAUGUGAGUUAAUAGAACUGCUUAUAUAAGUGAGGACUGUAGAAUCUCUCCCUAAAGUAAAAUACCUGGUAACAUGAAAAUGAUAAGUCUUGUUAUAGCACUCCAAUGUAUGCUAUGUGCUUAUAAAAUAUUUUCUUUACUAAGCCACCAUCCUAUCUUGCAUACGUUGAUGAUAACAUUUGGCACUAUUUAUUUUAAGCUAUGGCAUUAUGUGUUUAUUUUCUUUAAAGAAAAAAUGUUACAUUUCUACCCAAAAUGUCUGACCAGCUCCUCCUUUUAUUUCAAUAAUGCUCCAGUAUUAACUUGUGUCAGGAGUGAACUUUUUGUGCUUUGAAUGAUAUUGCAUAAAAUCCCUUUGUCUCAAAAGCUCCCCUGCUGUGCAAUAGUCCAAUAGAAAUAAAACAUACAGAUAUUAAAUGUAAUGUAAAAAUUAUAGUGUUUCUAUGAUAUUUUUUCAAACUUUUCUUUUUUAGAGAUAUAUAUGUAUGUUACAGUUGAUGCUGCCUAUCGUGUCGACAACUUACUGCUUCCAGUAGCUGAUUCUAGGUGAGAUUUCUUGACUGUAACAAAAGAUAGUACACUAAAAAAAAUUCAUUUUUGUAUUAUUUGUUAAAAGAUUAUCUAAAAAUAUGACAUCCAGUAUAUUGUGUGUUUUAAACUAAAAUUUUAAACUAAAAUUUUAAGCUAAAUUUAAAAUAAUUUUCAAUACUGAAAUAUGUGAUAAAGCAACAAAAUAACAAAGAGCUCCCGUUAUGGCCUCAGCCCUGUCCUGUGAACUCUCGUUUAUAUUUCAGCUGGUUUUUAUGUAAUUUCAGUAAUUUUGAGUGAACCACAUCUACACACAUGAAUAAACAGUAAUCAGUAGGGUAGAUAGAAAUGAUGUGCCAGCUCACUUUUUGUACUCUCUGUGUGUCACUAGUUUGGUAGCAGGGAAUAAUUUGGAUUUUUUUCCCCUGUUUUGUUGCACUCCUAAUGAUCCAGCUCCCAAUUGUAUGAGCAGGCAAUAGAAGUGUGUUGUCUUUUUGUAAUGAGCAGAAACUUUAAAAACAUGCCAGUAUAGCAGAAGAUGAAAUGCAGUAUUAGAAGUGUCUGAGAAGGCUGGUGUUUUAUUCAUGCUCAUGAUUAAGAAAGCUGUAGAGUGAAAUUCUUGACAGAGGCUUGGAAAUGGAGAAGAACUUUUAUGCCAGUGGUUCUCAGAUAACUCUGAAUGGGACCCAAAAUUGCAGUGAUGUUUGUCUGCAGCAAUCUGUCUGCUUAAUCUCUUAUCUUUGCUGUUACACAGUGUGGUGAGACUCUUAGCAGCUGAGUUGGAGUGUUGGUGAAUGCUGCAUUGGCUAUGUGAGCUGUAGGAGCAGGAGGUGAUGUGAGGGAGAGCCAGUGAAAAAGAGGUCUUGUUUGGGAAGACAUAAAGGUGCUGGAUGGCAGAGAUCAAAUCACUGGUUUUUCAUAAUUUUUAAUAGUCUUUAUCUACUUCAACAGUCAAAAUUUCCCAACCCAGCCAUCUCUCCAAAUUAUGCAGCUAGUGCCAGUGUUGGCAGUGGCCUUUUUAAUAUCUGAUCUCUGGUUUGAUCUGGGUGAGUAAAUAUGUCUGGCAAGGAAGGAAAUAGAGGUGUGGACCCUGCUUGGUGGGGUGCUACUUAGGUUUCUGAAUGUUACUCAAAUAUAGAUGUUUAGAGUUGUUUUUUAAACUUUUUCCCAUUCCCUUCUCUGAUGCUUUUUAAAAAGUAUUUUCCAUUCAUAUUCACCACUAAAGUUCUGUGACCCCUGGCUUCUGCUUUAUCAGUCCUGUUGUCAGCCUUACCCUCUUCCUGGUUUGAAGUCCUCUGUCUAGUUUUCCUAGUGGUCAUUAGUUUGCAUCUUUCUUUGUGUGUUUGCUAAACUCAGCCCAUUUCAGUGUUUUCAAAUUUCAUCCCUCCCCAUGGGCAAGGCCAGUUCCUUUCCCCUGAUCAGUACUUUAAUCCUUUGUUCUUCAUUCUGUUUUUCCAGCCCAAUGCCUGUGAUUUCUAGUUUUAGAUAGAUUUUCUUACUGCCUCAAUCAUUCCCAUGACCUUGUCUUUGCUAAAUACUGUUCACUUUAUUAUCUCUCAUUUCUAAAUUCCGUUUCUCUGAUCACUACCUGCUCUCUUUCAGCUUGUCUGUCUUUCUCUCUCCUCUACCCUGUCACUCACUCCUUUUGGGAUCUCCAGUCUAUUAACCUUUUUGACUCUUUCGUCUUCACUGCUGCCUCCUUCCUUCAUUGGCCUCACUUCUUUUUACUCACUGGUCUUUAUUUUUCUCUCUAUCUGCUUCUCUGUACAUGGUUUCUUUGGCUGCUUCUCACACUGCCCUGUCUCCAUUCCUCCCUCUAGAUGUAUUCUCUUGUAAUUUCUUAAUUUCCAUUCCAGCCUUUCUGAAUAUCUGAAGAGUGUCAGCACAACACAGCUUUGGACUCAUCUUUGCCUUACCUGCUUCAGUGCCCUUCCCAAAUGGACUUUUAAAGCACUUUUAUCUCACCUUUUUUUUUCUUGUUGAGCUUGCGUGGAGAUCUGCUGUUCAUAUUCAUUCUCCAUUCAUUCUUUAUACAAAAUCUUCAAUCCUGAUUUUGUUGCAUGACAAGAUCCUUUUCAUAUUUGUUUUUAUUCUCAGGAUCUGUUUUUGAGCUGAACUUCUGUGCUUCUUAACUUUGCAAGUUUGCCCCUUUUAUUUCUGUAUCUUUUAUGCCUUUCAUUCCUUUCAUUGAAUUACUUCCUUCAGUAGCAACUAAGUUUCUCUUUUCAUCUAUCUUUAAGGGAGUGGCACCAUCAUCCUAACUGUUUCUGGUUUUUAAUACUUUGUCAUUUUUUCUCCCUGUCAUCUGAUUUCAUGUACCUAAACACCUUCUCUCCAGUUUGUUUUUGGGUUUUUUAAUGUUGCACUUCAUUUGAAUGCCCCAAAAAUUCAGUGCUUCUCCCCCCCCAGUCUGGUUCUCCCAUGGUUCUAUCUCUGGAUUAUUCCUUUAGGAUCCAGCCAGCCUCAGACCUUUUCAGAUUCAAAGAUCUAAUUUUUAUUUCUGACUCCCUCUAGACUAUUUUCUAACAUCCCUGACAAUUUUACUUGCCUGUUUUCCAAGGCCACAACCUUUCUAUCUCUGGCACUUCUCCCAUGCCUGCGUAUCAAAUGUCUCAGAGUUAGAUGUAUCAGAAUCCAGCCCUCUUCACUAUCUGUUCUUUCUUAUCUUUUAUCUUCACUGAUUUAACCUCUGUGUCAUUUUGGCUUCUUUUCUCCCUUCAAAGUAACAAAAUUGACAGGACUAAACUGUCAUUGGUCUUUCACUGUUUUGUGUGCUGAAGAAGGAACUCCACCAAAUUCCUACUUGUUUUGUGUUUUAAAGAGAUCUGAAUCCCACAAAUCUGAUCUUAUUUCAGUACUGUAGAGUUGGAACAGAUUGAGAAAUGAAAAUCUCUGUAAAACUGAGAAGUUUGGUGUUUUGGAACUAGGGAUUAUACAGCUGAAUGUCACAUUUGGUGUGGGUAUACACACAUUUGUUGACUUUUUAUUUACACCAGGGUAAUUAUCUUAUUUAGAGGAUCAGUUGUUUGCUGGCACAAAAAAAAUUUCUAGUACUUUUCAGGUUUUAUAUUUAUUCCUUGUUGUCUGCCUGUAUCACAUUGUGCAGUUAGUUCUUCUACAGCUGCCUUAGUGAUGGGUGUUGCCCUUACUUCUUUUGUCUAAGUGCAAUUUUCUGUCAUAUGGAAUUAAAAAUAGGAAGUUACUUAGUCCUUCCUGAUAAUUUCACUUGCUUUUCAUUUAAACCUUAGCAAUAGAUAGAGGUCUCAGCCAGGAAGAAAAAUGGUCCCCAGGAUAAAACAUGUUCUAGGAUUCCUUACUUCCUUUCCACCUCCUAGUCCCUGUUUUUGUGGCUUCCCUGGGACACUUGCAGGGAAUAUGGCACUGCCAGUGUAUCAAGGGCCAAUAGAAACUUCCUCAGUGUGGACAGGAGAUCUCCCAGUUGAAGAUGACUAGGAAUAUAUUUGGUAAUGUUAUAUGGCUGAUAAUUGCAAAUGUGUAAAGAGCAAUUAAAAAAAUCUCUGUUUGCUGUUACAGAAAGAAUUUUAAAUUAUGCAAAGGCCUUUUAAUGUGGUGUUGGUCUUCAGUAGACUUAAUUUGCUGCUUGUUCCUUUGAUUUCAGUCAUGCUGGACUGUUGUGAAGAUGAUUCAUUAAAGAUGAGUGUUGUUAUUUGUUGGGAGUGGGGAAAACAGGAGGCAUUCACUGAUUUGUUGGUGUUUGGCUGCUGAUUGUACUUGAAUCAAAUUUUAUGAUAAUUCAGAUUGGAAUCGACAUUGAGAGAAGUCUCUAGUCCAGCUUCCUGCUGAGAGCUGAGUCAGUGCUGAGUUCAGAGCAGGGCUUCAGGCUUCAGCAAGAUCCAGAAAUCCUCAAGGGGUGAGCAGCUCCUGUGGGCAGCCUGCUCCAGUGCCUUGCUGUAGACCUUGUUUGCCUCGUGUGUUGUGGCCAUUCUUUGUUGUUCUGCCACUCCUCAAAUAUUCUUUGUAUUGCAAAAAGGUAAGUCAGGUAUUGGGACAAAGAGAGAACUUAGGAUGUUUUAUUUUCUGAAAAUUUGUUAUUGCUAACAAGUAUGUUCACGUAGUACUUCUGCUGUAUGAUGUGUACACCUAUUCAUUUGCAACUCGAGUGUAAAAUAAAACUUUUGGCAGUAAAACUUGAUACAAA